Messenger RNA from Haemonchus placei, 180 nucleotides. The record is from the annotation of a GenBank genome assembly. NCBI's taxonomy places the organism in Eukaryota, Metazoa, Nematoda, Chromadorea, Rhabditida, Trichostrongylidae.
AUGGUAAUCCCCAUGAUACCGCUGCGAUGUUCGGAUUGUGGAAAAGAAGUACCGGCACCAAUCAAUAAAUCGAUACCGACAGAAAACCAUCUGCGAGAGCCACGUAAAUUGGAUGCGAAUUUGAGCGAUGUGGUCGAGUUCUGGUGGUGUCGCGAUUGCGCCCAAGGCGUAUGCAAGUAA